Encephalitozoon hellem ATCC 50504 is the source of this 1959-nucleotide messenger RNA. RefSeq lists its product as uncharacterized. The record is from RefSeq and is a predicted model, not a curated record. The transcript has a single exon. Bases 1 to 1959 code for a protein of 652 amino acids. NCBI's taxonomy places the organism in Eukaryota, Fungi, Microsporidia, Unikaryonidae.
AUGGGCAAUUCAAAAGGCGCUCUAAGAGUAGAAAACGUGGAGAUCACUAUGGAAGGUGUGGUGGUUUGUAGAGGCCAAAGGAUACUUGCAGUAGGAAUCUACGGGAUCGUUGGGCUUUACAACACUCUUCGAGAUGCCUUUAUGGCAUCGAUGACAGUUCCUGCAGCCACGGAUAGUAACUUGAAGUUUCACGGGCGUAUUUUCUUUGAAGGUAAUCUCAUAAGCUAUAAUGAGCUCCGGAGAAUGAUGAAUCCAUUCGUGAUGUUCUACUCCUGCGAAAGUGUUCAAAGCUCGCUUGAAUUUGUAAAUCUCUCUAAGGUUAAGGAUAUGAUAGAUAUUUUUGAUUUGGAAGAAAUCAAGAAGCUUCCCAUAUCAAAACUAACCGUUUCGGAGUCCAGAAGAUGGGAAGCAGCUACAAGUGUUGCUUCUGAAUCAAAGGUGAUUGUUCUCCGGAAUUUCCAUACCCCCUAUGAGGAUACAAAAAAGUAUAUAUCGUUUCUCGGGAAAUAUGCAAGAAGUAAUAGAGCUGUUAUCCUGGUGGAGGUAGAUUCUCCCUCAGAAUAUGAUCUGGAUGGAUGCGUUAUCAUAGGAAAAAAUAAUUUUGAAUGCAUCAAUUUCCGUGUAAAAAAAGAUCUUUUUAGGUACAAGGAAGUGCUGUUUGAAAGCCUUUUGAAAAGUCUUGAAGUAAAAUGUAACGAUAAGAAAGAAGCCAAGGCAAACGGUUCUGAGGUGCCUAGAGGCGAAUCUUCUGCUACACCAACAGGUGCGAGUGAAGAUUCUGAUAUUCCUAGAGACAUCACAAGGUUUUCAGAGAAGGCAACAAGCCCUGAUAUGAUCCAAUCCAGAAAUCGUUUACAUCCAAACAACUAUAACAGAGACUUCUUGCUGGAGACACGUGGCGUGAUCAGCCAUACUGAAACGAGAAUCUUCGAAGAUAGAAUAGUUGUUCACAACAUCAGAGACAUCAAGCCCCCAUCAAAUACAGAAAAGAAGACUUUGGCUCUUGAGCUAAGGCCUUCCUGCAAAUACUGUUGGCUGUAUGGAAUGAAAGAGUUGCUCUUUGAAUGGUUCUUCUCGGUGGACAUUAGACUCUCUCUGCUGCUUACAAGAAGGAAAUGCUUUCUCGAAGAAAAGAGGACCAAGGACUUCAAGAAGUUCAUGGUGUCAUUUUUAAUGCAAAUAUACCUGGCAGUAAUCCUGAAAUUUAAGGCAUCUAUAUUCAAAGAUGCGGUUUCUAUCUCAGACGUCUUCCAGGGCUUCCUGGAGGCAUUGAAGGAAAGGUUUGUUUCCCUCUCUGGACUAACGGAAAGCAUCUUUUCCACAUCAAUUCGCAAUUUGGUAUGGGGUAUUAUAUAUGUGCCUAGGUCCUGUGUUUCUAUGGCACUUUCCACUGGAAGAGCAACAGGGGAAUUUAUCGAACGAAUAAGAGCAUACAACUGGGAUCUUAUAGAUUACAAAAUCAUGUCAACCGGGGUGUACUUUUUAAUUUUCACAAGAGGUGGCACUAUGAUUAACGAGGAAAAAGCCCAGUUUCAUAGUAAUGCCAACAGAAUUUACUCUCCUGGAACUUAUUUCUUCCAUAUCUUCAUUUAUCUGAUUUUAAAAUCAUGGAUCCCCAUCCUCCUAAUGUCCUACAUUCUUAACUUCAACUUUGCCCUAAUUUUUCUUGUGACAGGUACGUUUAUCUGCACCCUGCUAAACUUGGUAUUGAAUCUGAAGCUCAAGUAUCUGCUUAUGUGUAUGGUUCUUGCAUUUAACCUACUAUAUCCCCUAGAUCAGGAGCUCUGUCAAAAAAGCUUCUUUCUUAGAUAUUCCGAGUCAUUCAACUUUCUAGUUGCAUGCCGGCAAUUCCCUCUGGCAUGCUCUAGAGAGAAGUUUACGCUUUUAUACUGUCUACUAAGGGCAUUCCUGUUUAUAUAUAUUUUCUUUUGUUACAUGUUUUCAAGGCUUUAUGAUUAA